Molecule: messenger RNA, 1273 nt
Organism: Daldinia vernicosa
Lineage: Eukaryota; Fungi; Ascomycota; Sordariomycetes; Xylariales; Hypoxylaceae
Exons: 4
Coding region: 335-937 (200 amino acids)
Molecular function (GO): RNA binding
Source: RefSeq, a predicted model, not a curated record
UACAGUUUACCUCUCCACUACAGCUUUUGGAGCUCUAGAGACGGGAAGCAUCUAAUUUGCCUUGUUUCUAGCGCAUUUGCAACUAACGACCCAAGUCCUUUGAGUCCCAACCAGUUAAUUCGUUGACGCUUGCGCUUUCUUGGGUUGCGGCAUACCGAUGCUAUCAAGUCGCCGAUAAGAUUUUCUUUUCUCGGUCAUCAUCUUUUCGGUAUCCUGCAUUUGUUGCUAUUGGAAACUCCAUCUUGACAAGCAAAGCAACCAGGCUAUCGCCGAGCUAGGGAGGGGUCAGUCUUUUUAUUUUUAUUUUUAUAUUUUUACAGUCACGUCAAGCAUCAUGUCCGACACGAAUCACGACGAGCGCGAUGUCGCCGGAGAGGACCCCCUGGUCAACGAGGAGGGUAAUGAUGAAGAAGAGAUUUCGGCAAUGAAGAAACGCGUCGCCGAGAUGGAGCAAGAGGCGGCUAAGCUCCGCGAGAUGCAUGCUGCACUAGAGGAGCGAGGACAAGAGGUCUCAGAGGACAGAUCCGACGUUGAUAGCCGAAGUAUCUUCGUCGGAAAUGUCGACUAUUCUGUCUCUCCUGAGGAGAUACAAGCUCAUUUCCAGAGCUGUGGUUCCAUUAACCGCGUCACUAUCCUACUGGACAAGUUUACUGGCCAACCCAAGGGUUACGCGUACGUCGAGUUUACUGAACCGAGCCUCGUCGCCCAAGCAUUAGUGCUAAAUGAUAGUGUCCUCAAAGGACGUAACAUAAAGGUUACUCCCAAGCGAACCAAUAUUCCGGGCCUUAGCCGUGGUCGUGGUGGCCGCGGCCGCGGCGGAUUCGGCGGUUCAGGACGAGGCUUUUAUGGCGGAAGAGGUGGAUUUACGCCGCGAGGGGGCUUCUACCGGGGUGGCUAUCGGGGUCGAGCACGAGGCAGCGGUUUUAACCCUUACUGAGGUCGGCUUGGCUCGUCUUCUCAAGUCUUCCAGCCUGGCCCCCGAGAGGCCUUGAAGAUCGCAUAAGCGGAGAGGGGAAAAAAAAAGUUGAUAAUUGUUGACGCAAGGGAACAUGGCUACCUACUUAUAGCCUUGGAUUCUAUAGGAAUUGACAGACGAAUGUCAACUGGGUAUGUGAAAUGCAUACAGGACUUUAUUAGAUCACCGACUUCGCAGGUAUGGCGCAACGUUACCAGGUAGCGUACUUCACUAUUCUUUUCUUCUGCCUCCAUGUCCAAAAUCAGGGAAGCGUUUCCAGGCGAGACUCAGCCGUAGAAAAAGGAUAAGAACGUGGAG